GCCCCUGAGCUGCCAUCAUGAAUACCAGCCAUGUGCAGCCUAUCGAGCUGGCCAGGGUCACCAAGGUCCUGGGCAGGACCGGCUCUCAGGGACAGUGCAUGCAGGUGCGCAUGGAAUUUAGGGAUGACACAAGCUGCUCCAUCAUCCGCAAUGUAAAAGGCCCCGUGCGCGAGGGCCACGUGCUCACCCUGUUGGAGUCAGAGCGAGAGGCCGAGUUAGGUUGCGCUGAGCUUGGUUGCUCACUGGGCCUUGAAUGUUGGAUUCGACCACUUGAGAUGGAAAUGGUGUGUCACGACCUGCUCCUUUAUUUUGUGCCGCCACAGUAAAUAGAGAUGGACCUUUAAAUACAGCGUUUGUGAUGCAAAAAAAAAAAAAGUAGGAAAAAAAAAAAAGCUUAUACAACUAAUUUGAGAGGAGACAAAGUUUGAGUCUAGGUCAAAGAACCUCUAGAAACUGUGUUCCUUCUGUGCUAUGCUGAAGGGGCCUGUGAGAA
Messenger RNA from Saimiri boliviensis boliviensis (Bolivian squirrel monkey), 493 nucleotides. The record is from RefSeq and is a predicted model, not a curated record. Lineage: Eukaryota; Metazoa; Chordata; Mammalia; Primates; Cebidae.